Molecule: messenger RNA, 1353 nt
Organism: Aureobasidium namibiae CBS 147.97
Lineage: Eukaryota; Fungi; Ascomycota; Dothideomycetes; Dothideales; Saccotheciaceae
Product: MFS general substrate transporter
Exons: 6
Coding region: 1-1353 (450 amino acids)
Biological process (GO): transmembrane transport
Cellular component (GO): fungal-type vacuole membrane
Molecular function (GO): transmembrane transporter activity
Source: RefSeq, a predicted model, not a curated record
AUGGCACACUCAACCGAAAAUGCCCAUCGCAAUGGACAAAGGAUCGGUUCCGAUUCAUCUGAGAAACAGCUGUGCCAGUAUCCGACUUCGGGUUCAGUCUUAUCUCAAUCUCCCACAGCUGUCGAGGAUCGGGAACAGGACUGGCCCUCAGGAUGGCGUCCAUACACAGCUUUGUUUGGAUGUUUCUUACUCAUGUUCCUCAGUUGGGGCUUGAUCAAUUGCUAUGGCACGUUUCUGUCCUACUAUUCCGAGUCGCUCUUCCGUGGCGACGAUCUGAUGUUGAGCAAUUUGAUCGGGUCGACACAAAGCUUUGUCGUCCUCUUCUUCUCUUUCAUCACUGGCCGGCUACUCGAUGCAAACCAUAGCCGUGAGCUGUUGCUGGCUGGUUCGAUCAUCAUCACCAUAGGCAUGUUUAUGCUGAGCAUUAGCAACGGCAACGGUGGCCUCAACCAAGGCAACUAUGGCUUGACAUGGUUGACACAGGGUCUAGUGACUGGACUGGGUAUGGCUUGCUUCUUUGUAUCGAGUUCUCAAAUAAUAGCGACAUGGUUCCACAAGAGAAAGGGAUUUGCCAUUGGCGUUGUAGCCUCUGGUGCAAGUAUCUGUAAGUCGUUCGUCGUUGCGGUGCUGCUGGCUCGGCCAAAUCCUGCACACCCCUUCAGGAAGCCCGAGAAGUGGAUGUCAAAGAGAACGUGGGUCGACACGUCGGCUUUCCGUGAUGCAGCAUUUUGCUCGUUCACAGCGUCGAUCUGUGCUCUGUUCCUCGGGUUCUACUGCGUGUUCUUCAGUCUCGAAGAGUGGGCAGCAACCAAUGGUAUCGCCCACAAAGGUACACCGCCCCCAGGAAGCAAGGUGACUUUGUCGACAUACUGGUUGCUGUGUAUCAUGAACGGGUGCAGUACCUUUGGCCGACUCAGCUCCGCCUGGCUUUGUGACAAGUUCGGAGCGUUGAAGGUCCACAUGAUGGUGACAGUUGUGUCGAGCAUGCUUUGCUUGUUCCUGUGGACAUUUGCCGACACGCUCGCGCCUGCAUUGGUCUUUGCCAUUCUGUUUGGAGCCUUCUCGGGCAGUGUGAUCGGGCUACCUCCGGCGUCCAUGGCGGCGAUCCUAGGACCCGAACCAGACAGACAGGCCAGACUUGGACAAUGGACAGGUAUGAUGUACACAGCGGCAGCACCAUUCGCACUGGUUGGACCUGUGAUCACCGGCCACUUGGUCACGAAAUACGAGACAUAUCUCGGAGUACAGAUCUGGAGCGGGGCGUGCCUGCUUGUAUCUGCGAUGUUCAUGGCCCUGGCGAAGUUCUUCAAAGACAGGAAGGGAACAAGCGGUGGCAGUAACGAGAAGGUGUAA